Molecule: messenger RNA, 767 nt
Organism: Coccinella septempunctata (seven-spotted ladybird)
Lineage: Eukaryota; Metazoa; Arthropoda; Insecta; Coleoptera; Coccinellidae
Exons: 5
Coding region: 134-586 (150 amino acids)
Biological process (GO): endoplasmic reticulum unfolded protein response; retrograde protein transport, ER to cytosol
Cellular component (GO): Derlin-1 retrotranslocation complex; endoplasmic reticulum membrane; Derlin-1-VIMP complex
Source: RefSeq, a predicted model, not a curated record
UUGGCGAAAGUGAAAUAUUUGUCACAAUGUGUUGAAUGACACGACAAUAAUAAAUUUUCGAUCGUGUAAAUUUCUGUUUUUCUUCAAAUUUGUUUAAUAAUAAUAAUCAAAGGUUCAUGAUUAGUUUUUUAGGAUGGAUGUUGCAGAUAUACUAGGGAGCGUAAUAAGCUUCAUUGAAAAUUAUGGCUGGUAUUUACUCAUAACUAUCGUAAUAGGAAUUUAUAUUUAUAACCAGUUCCUAAAGGAAAGAAUUCAAGAAUAUUUGAGAUGGAAAUCUGAGCAAGAGUAUUCAGCAAAAUAUCACAAAAAUCCAGAUCUUUUAGAGAAACGAUUGAAUGCACAACAAACUUACGCCAGCAAAUUGCAAGAAAAGUAUAAUCGUGAAGCAGAGGAAUAUAAAAGGAAAAUGGAGGAGAAAGAAGCUAGGAAGAAGGAAGAACUUCUGAACAAACUUGAAGGAAAGGGCGGUACCAAACUAGGUUCUUCUUCCAAAUCUGAUUAUAAUCCCCUAAUGGGAGCUGGAACUUCUGGAGGAUACAGGCCCCCUAAAAAAAGUUGUUGCAAAAAAGGAGGUGGUUGUGGAUAAAAAACUAUUGCUCAUAGUGUAGAGUCUGAAAAUUUAUGAAUAAACAUUUAUAAAUCUUACCACAAUUACCCUUUCACUAAUCAAAUUAAUAAUAUCAAACAAUUAUAAUUUUUAAAAUUGUUGAAUAAUGUUUUUUUUUAUACUGAAGAUGUUUAAUAUGAUAAUAUAAGAUAAUAAGAAA